Molecule: messenger RNA, 2236 nt
Organism: Coregonus clupeaformis (lake whitefish)
Lineage: Eukaryota; Metazoa; Chordata; Actinopteri; Salmoniformes; Salmonidae
Gene: pdcd6
Product: programmed cell death 6
Exons: 5
Coding region: 1178-1675 (165 amino acids)
Molecular function (GO): calcium ion binding
Source: RefSeq, a predicted model, not a curated record
GCACAACAUGACAUUAGUCUUUCCACUGGGCUGGAUGACGAGAUAAGCUCAUGAUUGAGUCAAUGCUAUCAGUAAACAUCGUGUUUUGUACCUUAGGGCACUAGAGUACAGCACAGCAGACAUUGAGAUCAUCUUUACAACAAACAUGUAUUCUGUGCCUCAACAUUUUGAAUUGGUCAAGGACUCUCUCUCUGCGGUUUUUGAAAGGGUUUGAAUGGACAUUCUUCUCUCAAACUGUUUUUCUACACUGUGAAAAAGUGUUGAGGCCCAAGAGCGAUGAAAGGAGCUGUUAUCUGGCAGUAGCCCUGGUUCAGAAUAUUGAUGACCCAGGCUGUGUGGAAGGAAGGAAGGCAGGCGCAGUGUUCACACAGUCAGUCCAGUCGUGCUCAUUAGUAGGGCUGUGUCAUGAUUUGGCUGUGAGACUGUGUGUGACUGUGUCCAGGCUGCUGACUGAAUGCAAGCUGUGCCCCCGUUCUCGGCCAUGCACUUCACCGACCAUGCCCACGGUGCUGUCACUGACACUACCACUCUGACACUCACCCAGGCCUCUCUGAUCCCUCCCUCCCUCCUUCCUUCCUUUUUUAUUCUUCUUGUAGACUGCUCUUUUCACCUCUCCAUUCUCCUCUUCUCUUACCGAUCCUGUCCUCCCCUCUUACCACUUCUCACCUCACCCCUUCCCUUGUUAUCCCUCUCCUUCCAUCUCAUCCCCUCAGGGAGACUGUGUAGUGUUACCACUAUAGGCCGCUAUUCGUCCUCUCGGGGCUGACGUCCUCCCUGUGACAGGGCCUCUCCCUGAUGAGAAACAGCUGGCCCCCUGUUGUACAUCGCCAGUCUAUCAAUAAAGGGAAUUUUUUCUAGGUGUUGGUGCCUUUUAGCUAGCUCUCCAUAUCAACGGUCCUCUUAGCUCCUGCUCUGCACCAAGCACCUGUCAAAAUGUGCCUCUCCUCCCCGACUGAGAUGAAUGUGCUUAGAUUAUUUAUUUAUUUUCGGAGCCACCAGCCAAGUAGUUGCUGAAAUCGGCAGCAUUGCAUUCACUGUGCUGAGUAGUUUGAAUGGCAAGUCUACGUGCCAAGGGAAUCUAGGCCCAUCUACUAAUGGGUAAAAACUCCCGCAUUGACUCCUCCUGAAUCGCCUCAUGAACAUUUUUCAAAAGGCAGAAUAAUAACACAAAACAAUCAUGUGUGGCUUUGACAGGAACGGGGCAGAUUGUCUGGCAUCUGUGGAGAAGAGGUUCCCUGCUCGGCACCCUGCCUGUACUGCAUGUACAUGGACACCUUUCAACCCAGUGACUGUCCGAUCAAUCAUAUCCAUGUUCGACAGGGAGAACAAAGGAGGGGUGAACUUCAACGAGUUCGCCGGAGUGUGGAAAUACAUCACGGACUGGCAGAACAUCUUCCGCACCUACGAUAGAGACAACUCGGGCUUCAUCGACAAGAACGAGCUUAAGCAGGCACUGACUGGAUUCGGGUAUCGCCUCUCAGACCAGUUCUACAAUACUCUCAUAGAGAAGUUUGACAGGCAGAGGAAGGGACAAGUGGCCUUCGAUGACUUCAUCCAGUGUUGUAUUGUUCUACAGAGGUUGACCGACGUGUUCAGGAGGUACGACACAGACCAAGACGGCUGGAUCCAGGUGUCCUAUGAACAGUAUCUAUCCAUGGUUUUCAAUGUUGUAUAGUAGAGCCAAAAGCACAACUGGACACAACUGUGCCAAAGCCAAAUCCUUCCCACCUCCACAACGUGUCUUCCUGGAUCAAGAUGACUGGGACUCUGGGAUAGGAUAUAAAGACGUUAUGUUCUGUCUGUCUGUCAUUGUUCAUAAUGUUUGUUUAAUGUCUGAAUCUUAUCUUAAUAAUGGUAAAGACCUGAAUAUCUGUGUUUAAGGUAAACCUGCAUUGUACAUAUCAUUUAGGACAAAUAACCGCAUGCUUCUGGGGGACUUCUGCCAAUGUUCAAAGCAUACACUCUUAAUCUCAGAUCUAUUUUGCUGAAGCCAUGUUUACAAAUACUGUGAAAGCAGGUUAUGGUCGGGCACAAAGCCUGCUUUUAGAUUCACUGACAUGCCAGCUAACGCCAUAUUUGUAUAGACAUAUUUUUAACCAGCAAAUCUAUAAAAAAAAGUUAGCCUAUUAUUAUUUUAGGUAGAAGAGUACGCUUUUGUAUCGUUUAUUUUUUGUGUGCAUGAUGCCUUAAACUGUAUAAAUGCAAGAGGAACCUCUUUUAUUAAAAAAGAAACCUG